GUCUGAAUGGAAGAGGUCAGUUAGGAGGUUACUGGUGUCAAGGGAGGGUCGACUUUGGGAGGUGGUGACGUUGUGACUUUUUUCAAACUCCCUUCGGAAUCAUGGGCCAGACCAGAUUAGAUAAGCAACUCGUCAAUGCAUGUGGAUGUAUACCGUCGAGGGUGGUUCUGGCCUCCUUGGCCUUCCUGGGGUUUGUCAACUUAUUUAUGGUGAGGGUCAACUUGUCUGUCGCCAUCGUGGCCAUGGUUCAGCCACCAAAUGUGACCGAGGAUGUGCAGGCACAGUGCCUCCUUGAUGCUCAAGAGCACCGAAGAGAAAGCCGAGCAGAUGACCUGGGAACUGGUCCAGGGUUAUUUACCCUAAACAACUUGACCUCGCGUUAUCCAUCUCUUGAAUCACAGGAUAUAAACGGUCUCUUACCAUGGAAUGAGAUGACCCAAGGUCUAAUACUUGGCAGCUAUUACUAUGGAUACGCACUUACGCAGAUCGUAGGAGGACGACUGGCAGAGCUGUAUGGCACGAGGUGGGUGUUCGGCGGAUGCAUCUUCGGCGGGGCUCUGUGCACUCUCCUCUCUCCACUCAUGGCCAAGUUGCACUACGCUGGUCUCAUCUUCCUCCGGGUGCUCCUCGGCCUUGUUGGGGGAGUGUCAUGGCCAUCCAUGCAUGCGCUUCUGGCUCGCUGGAUUCCGCCUCUCGAGCGAUCUAGAUUCAUAGCAACGGUUUAUCUCGCAACAACACUCAGCGUAACCUUCACCCUGCCACUGUGCGGAGUCAUCAUUGACUGGUAUGGUUGGGAGUCUGCCUUCUACGUGACCGGGUCCCUGUCACUCAUCUGGUGCAUCUUCUGGUUCGGCCUAAUGUACGACAGUCCCUCUGUGCAUCCAAGGAUUUCCCAAGAGGAACGGGAACACAUUGAGUUGUCAGUCAGCGUGGGAGGGAGUUCCAGAUUGCCCUCCAAGAGGAUCCCCUGGAAAAGCAUCGCUUCCAGUCUGCCCAUGUGGGCCAUCAUCGUUUGUGACAUGGGAAACACCUUCGGGCUGUCGCUUUACAUGAAUCAAUUGCCCACUUACAUGAAAAAUGUCCUAGGAUUUUCGAUCAAGAAGAACGGACUCCUCUCGGGGCUUCCUUUCCUCUCAAGGUACAUCGGAGGCAUCAUCGCUAGCUCCUGUGGAGACUGGCUCAUCGGAAAGAGUCUACUUUCAAUCCUCAGUACCCGAAGGAUUUUCAGUGCCAUUGCCAUGCUGGGACCGGGCUUUGUGAUAUUGGGCGUGGCUCAUUCCGGAUGUGAGCCAGCCAUCGCCGUGGCUCUUCUCUGCCUCAGCCUUUUCUUCAAUGGAGCCAUAACAACGAGCCAGCUUGUCAACCACACGGAUAUCGCACCCAACUUCUCGGGAACGCUGUUUGGAAUCAGCAACACAUUCGCCUCCAUUGCAUCCUUCAUUGCACCUGUAGCAGUCGGUGCCCUCACAGAGGGUCAGCAAACAAUGGCAGCCUGGCAGAGAGUCUUUUGGAUGUGCGUCCCUAUUUAUGUCCUCACUGAGAUCUUUUACUUAGUCUUCUGCUCUGGAACAGUCCAGUCUUGGAAUUACUCUGGCCAGCCAACAAGACAGCCGCCAUCCGUUCCAAAUGACCAAGCCGAAGCCCAGCCUCUCCAGUAGAAGAAAGGAAACUUAAGAUUUCUUAAUUUUCAAUAUUGUUCCAUUGAACUGUUGACUAUGGAGGUGAUCUUUACCUUUCUGGGAGACUAUCCUUCGUGUUCUUGGUUUCGUGAGUACUGUGUGCAGCCGUUGUUCACAUUAUAACGCCAGAAUCAGAAGCAAGUGUUGUAAUGUAUUUUCGGUCAAUAAAAAGUAUGGACUUUGUUGCCGAUGUUGAUGACUUAGGGGUAUGAUGCGAGAAUAUGCUUCAAAAUAAAGAAUACACAUAUCUGAAUCUAGCAUAAACCUCCUUACAACGGACCUCGGUGGAAAGUGACGUAUACCAAUCUUCCAUUUACCCUUGAAUAUCAUGGGAAUGUUUGUAUCAAAUUCCUAAUACAACAAAAUCAUCAUACCACUUACAACUGUUUCUAGAAUAUCCUUCAUAUACCUACAGUAGCACACCCAGAGUAUUAUACUGAAAUCGCUUGCCAAAAAGAACCCACAAUAAAAUUAAUUUCCUACGCUAUUGCUGAAGUAAUUCCUAAGCAACUUGAGUUGACUUAAGGAAUUAAAACAGGCAUUUAAAAAUUGCCGUGGAAACAUGUCUCCUAGUGUACACAGUAUCCGUAAUUGUUUUUGUAUUGUAUAAUGGUCUUAAAUAAUCUUAUUUGCUUCCUUGUUAGGUCUGAAAUGCUGCAAAAUCGAAAUAAAUGGGGUAUUUCAUUCCAAUUACAGUGUUUUAUAGCGA
This is a messenger RNA of Macrobrachium nipponense, 2388 nucleotides long. RefSeq names its product sialin-like. Gene Ontology annotation, molecular function: transmembrane transporter activity. Gene Ontology annotation, cellular component: membrane. Gene Ontology annotation, biological process: monoatomic anion transport; transmembrane transport. The coding region runs from base 102 to 1658 and encodes 518 amino acids. The transcript is spliced from 13 exons. NCBI's taxonomy places the organism in Eukaryota, Metazoa, Arthropoda, Malacostraca, Decapoda, Palaemonidae. The record is from RefSeq and is a predicted model, not a curated record.